This is a messenger RNA of Phanerochaete carnosa HHB-10118-sp, 1985 nucleotides long. RefSeq lists its product as uncharacterized. Gene Ontology annotation, cellular component: fungal-type vacuole membrane. Lineage: Eukaryota; Fungi; Basidiomycota; Agaricomycetes; Polyporales; Phanerochaetaceae. Gene Ontology annotation, molecular function: transmembrane transporter activity. The record is from RefSeq and is a predicted model, not a curated record. Bases 377 to 1840 code for a protein of 487 amino acids. The transcript has 7 exons. Gene Ontology annotation, biological process: transmembrane transport.
GGGGGGGGGGGCAUUCAAUCAAUAUACUCAACGAGUAGAUCUGGCACUAUGUUUCUUCUAGGACAGAAGAUCAAGGUAUUUUUAGUCUUGUGCACUCGUGUACGGUGUGUUCAAGUGGCAAUAGUUGUAUGUGGCAUGGGUUAGAUCUUCAAGGUCUUGUGGUAGUCUCAUCCCCAUCCUUAUCUCUAACAUUUAUCUCUUGAUAAGCAUCGGAGGUUCAAAUUUGAAGUAUCCGGUGGCCAUUGGGGCCGAGGACCGCCCAACUAUGAAUCUGUCUCGGGUAUUUCCUGGAUAUGCAUUCGUGCUGGCAGUUGACUACCCGUGAAACCACCACCACCACCCGCUUGUUGAGAGUCGUCGGGCACUACUGAGCCCCAUGUCAGACGCCGUCGAGCUCUGUACAAUAACAGAUGCAACACCUGCACCAGCGCGUAGUAAUGAAGGUUCUACCAGUGUGGGCGCCCAUUUCAACGAGAGUUCUCUUGCACCUAUAGACCGAGGAUUCGGUGCCUGGUCUUUCUUACUCGGAGCCUUCCUGAUUGAAGGUGUCGUCUGGGGGUUCCCUAACGCCUACGGUGUGUUCCUCGUGAAGUAUCUUGAGGAUCCGGCAUGGACAAGCCAAAAACACGCCAGGUCUCUUCUUCCCCUUAUCGGUCCUCUAGCAUCUGGGAUGAUGUACGGUACCGAGACGGCAGCAUCCAUAGCAUUCCCUGCGGCAGCCCGGUUUCCACGUUACAGAAGGAAAGCCCUGUGGUUAGGCGUAGUCCUCGUCUUCACUAGCCUUUUUGGAGCGAGCUAUGCGCGCACCAUACCAACUCUGUUGGCACUACAAGGGAUAAUCUAUUCCGUUGGCGGCGUUCUCUUGUGGGCGCCUGAGAUAUAUUAUAUGUCUGACUGGUUUGUCGAGCGUCGCGGGCUGGCGUUAGGCGUUAUCGAUGCCGGUACUGCAUGCGGCGGUUUGGUACUACCGUUAGUCCUGCCUCCGCUCAUCGACAAGUAUGGCUACGCCAAGGUCAUGCGGUUCUACAGUAUCGUCUGCGCAGGCAUUCUCACACUCGUCGUCCCUUUCGUCCGUGGUCGCCUUCCAGAGGCUCGGAUCGUGCACGGGCCGAUAAAUCCUAGAGCUGUCGCCCAACACCGGUUCUUCUGGCUCAAGGACAGAACAUUCUGGGUCAUCAAUCUUGCGAACACUCUCCAGGGCUUGGCAUAUUUUCGUCCCUCUGCUUUGGCUGCCGAGUAUGCCCUUCGCUCCUCAAUCUAUUCUCAUUCAGCGCUCACGUUCAAUGACUUAGCGUAUGCCUCGUCUCUGCGUCUCAGCUCGCGCGAUUCUUCGCUAUCGCUGGCGCUUCUCAACGCAGCAUCACUUGUCGGGCGGCUGAGCAAUGGUUUGUUGUCCGACACCAUCAAUCCUUGGCUCAUUGCGAGUGUAACCCUCAUGCUCGCAUCGCUAUCUGUCUUCGUCCUCUGGGGCGUGUUGUCAUACACACUUACGGGUGUGCUCGUGUACGGUAUUGCCUACGGCUGUCUAGCAGGAGGCUGGACGAGCCUCUGGGUGAGCUUCCUCAGGCCUAUCGCUAAGGACGAUCCCACUCUUACAACAUCUAUGCUGGGCUGUAUGCUGCUAUUCCGUGGUGUCGGCAACAUUCUCUCGACCCCUAUCUCGACCGCUCUUCAGAAUAACGACUCUGGCAUUGGCAGCCAGCCAAUCGGCAUUGGAGAUGCAUACAAGGGCUCGUACGAGAAGGUCAUCCUAUACGCGGGAACGUGCUUUGCGGCUGCUGCCCUCGUCCUUGCCACUGGAUGGAUCAUGGGCGGGACUUUCGCUUCCAGGAGACGGUGAAAAAUCCACCUAAGAACAUGUAUUUCCGUUGCUCAAUGUGUGUUGCUCUACGUGAGGACACGUCCCAUCGAUACAUAGCUGUUGUCUUCAAAGCCGAUAUUACGCUUGGCGGGGUCUUCCGUCCGCCUGAUUGCCCGGGACAAGU